AUGUUGAAGCCCAACGAACUCGUACCCGAGAUUGACAAUGUUCCCGAUAAUACUCAAGACUCACUGAGUACGGAAGAUAAUAAGAAUCAUGAUCUUGAUCAAGAAAAACUCCUUUCCAGUGCACCAAAUAGCUGUACCCAUUGCAGCCAUUUUGGUUGGUUACGUAGGAUCUUCUCUCCUUCGAAGGCAACGUCUUCGCCUGCUCCUAUUCCAGAUCCAAAAAUAAUCAACUCUAGUGGGGAAAGAAUGUUCAAGACAUGGCGCGAGGCUUUGGAGCUCUAUGAUCGAGCAAUAGAGCUCUCACCGAAGAAUUGGGAAGAGGCCAUAAAGCUGGAUCCACAAUCUGCAAAGGCUCGUCACGGUUUAGGCAUGACUCUUCUUAGGUUAGGUCACGUCGAUGAAGCGAUGAAGCUUGUGGAGGAAGCAUCAUAUAAUAAAUACGACUUGGAGUGGGUUAAACGAGUAAAAAGUAACUUGAACAAUUGUAUUUUUGCAAGAAGACGCUGUGAAUGGAAUAAUGUUCUGAAGGAAAUAAGUGCCCCGUUGAUUCCAGAACCUCAUGCGUGUCCUGAGCUAGAUAUGUGUAGAGUUGAAGCACUAGUAAAACUCAACCGGCUUGGUGAGGCUCAUGCAGCACUAGUAGAAGCUGUCCCCAAAUUAGAACCAAUAGCAACCUCUUUCUCACUGCCGCAGAGUCGGUUUUUCGAUAUGAUAUGUAGAGCCUACAUAUUUUUUGUCAAAUCACAAAUAAAUUUGGCACUAGAAAGGUACAAAGAUGCAGCUGAAGAUGCAGCUAAAGCUUUAGAGAUUGAGCCACAUAACACUGAAGUUAAAAUUCUCAAGAAAAAUGUUGAAUUGAUUCAAAGGGCUCUGUCAUCCAGCAAGCUGGAAAAAUGGUCUGAAGCAGUGAGAGAUUUUGAGAUCGUACAUCAGGCACUGCCAUACGAUAAAGUCAUUGCUAAAUAUUUGUCUCAAGCUCAAGUUGCACUGAAGCAAUCUCGCAGCGAAGUAGUUCUAAACAUGGAAUCUGGAGGUGAUCUUAAGGAGAUUUCUAGUCUUGAAGAAUUUGUCCCGAUAAAUUUAGGGACAUUGGCGAAUGUCCAGGUUCUUCUUGUUAGAGGAUGGAUGUAUGGAAUCUGA
Messenger RNA from Brassica napus (rape), 1140 nucleotides. RefSeq names its product TPR repeat-containing thioredoxin TTL2-like. Gene Ontology annotation, molecular function: protein binding. Lineage: Eukaryota; Viridiplantae; Streptophyta; Magnoliopsida; Brassicales; Brassicaceae. Gene Ontology annotation, cellular component: cytoplasm. The record is from RefSeq and is a predicted model, not a curated record. The coding region runs from base 1 to 1140 and encodes 379 amino acids. The transcript is spliced from 7 exons.